Molecule: messenger RNA, 414 nt
Organism: Anisakis simplex (herring worm)
Lineage: Eukaryota; Metazoa; Nematoda; Chromadorea; Rhabditida; Anisakidae
Source: the annotation of a GenBank genome assembly
AUGCGAAUGAAUUUUAAAAGUGGAUUGAUAUUGUUCUUAUGUAUAUUUGUACUUGUUGUUGAAUCGAGCGCAAACUCAAUUCUACCUUAUCUCGGCGACAAAUCUGCUAUCAAUGGCUUGAAAUGCGAUAUUUGUAUCAAGUUCAUGCAAGGUGUUGUUUACGAUAUCGGCAUUCUUAAGUCGAAAGCGUUGGAAUCAAUUGAGAGGAACUGUUCGAAGUGGUUCAGCAAGAAAUACGAACGCUACGAGAAGUGCGUUCGUGUUCUCAGCGAACAAAUCGUAAUUUUGGCACAAGACAUGGAAGAUGCACUGAAUCCAAAUUCAGUUUGCGUUCGGGCUCACUUCUGCAAGAUGAAUGCGUCCAACAAUCGUACCAAGCAUACAGCCCAAUCCCUUUCAUCGAACAACUUAUGA